Paramecium primaurelia is the source of this 2586-nucleotide messenger RNA. The record is from the annotation of a GenBank genome assembly. Lineage: Eukaryota; Ciliophora; Oligohymenophorea; Peniculida; Parameciidae.
AUGAAUUCAGAAUGGCAAUAGAUGUUAAUUGAAGAUUUGAAUGCCAAAUUGCUUUAACGUGCAGAAUUAAUAGGGCAUUAUGAGGAACUUGAAGAAUUACUAGAGUUUCAUAAAGCCAAUAGUACUUUUGAAUAUAGUUUUGCUAUUAAACUUGAAUAGUUAGAUAAAGAAAUUCAAAACAAUUUUUCUUCAGAUCAAAAGGUUAAGAGUUUAAUUAAGGAAAGGGAAACCUUAUAUUAAGAACUAAAUAAAAGAAUGGAAGAAUAAACUAUACAGGUUUUUGAAUAAUAUAUAGCUAAUUGGAGUAAUUGUAUUGAUUAAAUUAAGUUAGUGAUUUUAAGGGGUUUAGAGUUAUACAUGGUGAGGAGAAGUAUCAAUAAUUAUUACUUGAAUAAUAAAAGUAAAUAAAAGGAAUGAUAUACACAUAGUAUAAUAAAAAGAUUUAAGGAAUUACUUAAAUUUAUAAAUAAUACAAUUAAAUAGACUAAGCCAUACAAUAUAAUAUAUCAUAUGUGGACAAUGAUUUAUCAAAUCAAAUAAAUUAGUAAUAAAAUAAGACAAAUCAAUCCAUGUUAUAAAAGAAAGAUGAUACUCUUCAAUUAUCAUAAAUGUAAUUUAAUUUAAUAUUAUUAAAAGUAUUCAAUAAAUAGAGUUUACCAAAUAAAUUGCUAAUCUAUAAUAAGAUGAUUCAUUAAUUUAACAUAUGGAUGAAUUCAAUAAUAUUAUGACUAAAUCAUCUCAUCCUGUUAAAUUAUAAACUAUAUAUGAAGAAUAACAAAAUAAUAAUAAUAAUCUUCCUAUUAGAUAACAUCAUCAUAGUAAAACUAUAUUUAGUCAUAAACAUUCUACUGCUUAAAUCAGUCCAUAAAUGUCAAAGUCUUACUUUGUUAAAGAGACUACUUUAAAGAAAUCUUUAACUAAAGGAACUUUAUUACUUAAAAAAUUCUCAAAUAAACCUUCAAAAAGAGAAUUUGAUGUAUUUUAACAUUAAAAUCCUACUUAAUUGGGUUAUGGUUUAAGAAUGGCAUAAUUAACUUAGGAUAGAAUUGAAUUUAGAAAUCAAUUGAAACCAUAGUUAAUUGAUUCAUCAUUGCCUUUAUCUCAAAUUAUUAGAGUUAUCAUUCCAAAAUAAGUUCAAGGUUAUUUAAAGAGAAAGCCAAAUAAAAUAUAGGAGAAAGAAAAUAAUGUUCCAAGUCUCUCUUAUUGGCCUAUGCAAAUUCUCACUUUAAAUUAGGGAUAAAUUGAUCUAUUGUUCCAUUCUUAAGAUCAUAUGAUGGAUUGGUAUAAUGGUUUAGUGAAUGUUAAAAAUAUUAAUUAAUGAAAUAUUUGAAAUUAUUUACACUUAUUUCAAUAACAUUAGGUUCUUCCAUUCAUAAGCAUAUAAAUCAUCUUCGUUCAGGUUCAGGACCAUUAGAUACAUAAUUAUUUGUUGUUGGUAUUGUAUGCAUAUCAUUCUCAAUUCUCCUAUUGUGGUUUAAUGAAAGAAGAGCAGCUAUAAAUUCAUAUCGGCUUUAAUUUGCUAGAUAACAUUGCAUCUCAUUAACACCUUUUUAAGAAUCAAAUUCAAAAGAUUUAAUCCAUAUAACAGGUCAAUUAAUAAGUGAUGAAUUAGUAACAGACAAAGAGUUUGGUGUUUCUUAAAUAAAUUGUGUAAAAUUGUAUAGAAAUGUCGAAAUGUAUUAAUGGGUAUAAGGUGAUAAUAAAUAAUAAGAAUAAAAAUGGAUGGAUAAUCAUGUUGAGAAUCAUUUUGGAUAUAAUAAUGAUAAAUCUAAAUGGGUUUUGAAAUCAGAAACAUUUCUAAAUUAAAUUGUUAAAUUGCAUCAAUUUCAUUUGGAAGAAGAUAUGAAAAAAGAACUCAAAACUCCUUUAUAGAAUGUUAAAUUGAAUUAAGCAAAUGUGUAGAUUGCAUAAUAGAAAUAUAAAAAUAGUGGAUUUUGUAGAUUGUAAAAUUUUUUUCUUAUAAAGUUUACUAUAAGAUGACUACAUAUAUAUGCAUUAGGUUGAAGAUCAAAUUGUGAAUGGAGAUUUAAGAAUAUGUUUUAAAUAAGUAACUUGUAGUGAUGCUACAAUAGUAGCAAGAGGAGAUAAUACUAAAUUAGUAGUAUGGUAAUUUGAAGAUACUUUUAAUUAAACAGUAGCAAGAGAUUAUGAUGAACAUGAAAGAACUUGUUGUAAUCUCCCUGUUCCUAAUGAUAGUAAACCAAUUAAAGAAAUUUAUUGGAUCUUUUAAGGUCUAUUUACACCUGAAGAAUGUUUUUCAAAAGUUGUAAAUGAAAAUGCUAUGUUAUUUUGGGUUUUCAGAAGUAUUGGAUAUAUUUUAAUAGUAAAUAAAAAAUAAAUUUGUAUUAGGCAAUUGGAACUAUCAUUUUAUUAUCUCCUGUAUCAUUUCUAACAGACUUUAUUCCAACAGAAAAAUUGACUGGAUUGAGUUUUUUUAUUUUUGGUAGCAUUGCUGCAUUGCCAAUAACAAUCUUUUCUAUUUGCUUUUCUUGGGUAUACUAUCGCCCAAAGAUUGGAUUUUUAAUGCUAUUAAUAUCUAUUAUUUUAGGAGGAGGUAUUUUUUAUUAUGCUUACAAAAAUUAAUGA